Molecule: messenger RNA, 6114 nt
Organism: Entelurus aequoreus (snake pipefish)
Lineage: Eukaryota; Metazoa; Chordata; Actinopteri; Syngnathiformes; Syngnathidae
Gene: ano10b
Product: anoctamin 10b
Exons: 16
Coding region: 182-2224 (680 amino acids)
Biological process (GO): chloride transmembrane transport
Cellular component (GO): plasma membrane
Molecular function (GO): chloride channel activity
Source: RefSeq, a predicted model, not a curated record
GUCUGGUGAAGUUCCUCUGCAUUCCUACCAUACAUACUGUACACACACACACACACACACACACACACACACACACAUACACACGCACACGGCUAUGAUGACUCUGCUGGCUGAGAGGGUGGGUGUUGUUGACCUGUAGGACUGCAGAAAACCUCUUCAUUCAGGACCUGCCAGGGUCAUCAUGAGUAAGGCACAACGUGAUGACCAGCAGCCUGAUGAAAAACCUGCAAGUACUCUAUCUGCCAGCCUAGGAUGGACUAAGGUCAGCUGCCCGUGUUGUCUGUCUGAGGCGGUAGAGCCGUUGGUUCUGGUGAAACUUGGGGAAGAAGUCCGUCCUGAGACCAAAAGGUGGAUCAUCAGACUGAUUGGAGCGCCCCAGAAAGAAGGCGGGGCCGCAUUACUGGCCCAUCCUGGUGAAGAUGCCAGCGGUGACAUCAUCGUGGUGUCGGCCCCACGCUGCACAUUACAGCGAGCCGCCGAGGAGUUGGGUUUGUGCAAGACGUACUGCACCGGAGAAAUGGAGAACUUCUCAUACGAAGACAGAGACAACUUUCGACACUCAGACAACAUGGAGUCCUUCCUGACGCUGGCUGAGAGACAGUACAUAGUGAAGUAUGAGCUGGAGGGUCUGCAUGCUCAGAGAGAUGUGAGGAUUCCUGGUCUGGCUGACAAGUUCACCCUACAUCACAGAGACAACAUCUGGCGCAAGUUAAACUCGGCCGGCGUGGUUGUGGACACUUUCCCUCUUCACAAGCGGCAACAACUGAAAGAGCUCAGUGAGAUGUGGUACUCUGGCAAUCAGCUGUCUCAACCGCUGGAUUCAGUCAAUGCUUAUUUUGGAAGCUCAGUGGGUUUUUACUUCAGCUUCCUUGAUUUCUACACCUGGUCUCUGCUGCCACCUGCCAUUGUGGGCCUGUCAAUCACAUACUUCUCGAGUGACGUUCAGAAGGAGGUGGUGGAGUCAGUGUCUGGCUCGCAGGUGGAGAACCACGAAGAGGACAUAGGACUCCCCAUCAGCGGUCACAUGGUCCAGGCGGUGUUCAGCAUGCUGUGGUCCACCGUGGUCAUGGAGCUGUGGAAGCGUCGCAGCUUCUCCCUGUCCUACCGCUGGGGGACACUUCACCUGGCUGAGCGCUUUGCGGAGCCACGACCUGGUUUUCAUGGUCACCUGGGGGUCAACCCUGUCACGGGUCGUGUGGAGCCUCUGUUUCCCGAAUGGCAGAAAGAUCUCCGGAUGGCACUGGUCUCAGUCCCUGUGGUCGGAAUAUUUCUGGGCCUGGUGGUCCUCGGCAUGCUGUGCUUCUACUGGGCAGAGGACCAGGUGCAGCAGCUCCACCUGGGUUGGGACUCGCUGGUGUCCCAGACCUUGCUUUAUAUGCCCUCUGUGCUCCACAUCCUUUACACAAAUGUGCUGGCCACGUUUUACAAAACAGUAGCAGCGUCUCUGACUGAAUUUGAGAACCACAGAGAAGAGUCUGCCUUCCAGAACCAUCUAACAGCCAAAGUCUUGGUGUUCACGUUCUUCAACUACUUUGCAGUUCUCUUCCACAUUGCAUUUGUCAAGCAAGAUGUUCCUUUGCUCCGCAAGCGUCUGGCCUCGUUGCUGAUCGUGAGCCAGCUGGUGAACCAGCUGACAGAGGUGGUAGUACCAUUCCUGGUGGACCGCUUUGUUAGCGCCCCCCAUAGGACGGAGAGUGAGGAUGACCCGCAGGAGGACAAAUUUAGAAACCAAAUCACGCUGCCAGUUUUCCCUGGUUUAUUUGCAGAAUACAUUGAGCUGCUGGUGCAAUUUGGCUAUUUGAGUCUGUUCUCUUGCGUCUACCCUCUGACGGCCGUGCUGCUGCUCAUCAACAACGCGACAGAGAUCCGCACCGACGCCUACAAGAUCUGCAAACUCUUCCGCAAGCCUUUCUCCGCCCCCGCGGCCAACAUGGGUGUGUGGCAGAUCGCCUUUGAGAUCCUGAGUUUCAUGGCGGUGGUGUCAAACUGCUGGCUGCUGACGCUCUCGCCACUGUCACUAAAGAUGCAAGUGGAGGGCGAGAUGAGCAGCACCAACAUCGUGCUGAUGGCCGUGCUGGCCGAGCACCUUCUCAUCCUCAUCAAGCUGAUGAUGGCAGCCGUCAUCCCGGACGAGCCAGGAUGGAUCAGAACAAAGAGAGCCCACAUGGAGUACACUUCCAUGCAGGCUCUCAGGCAGCAGACCAUGUCUACUGGCGAGUCCUGACUGGGUUUCAAAAGCCCAGGCUGUGGAUCAACGUGAUGCAAGAAGAACAAUAAUUGAGCUCGAACAGCACGAAGCUCUUGUUUGCUUUUAAAGGUGCCAUUUUUCAUCUUUGGAAAUAGGAAAUAGGUUGGCUGGCAGCAGUUCCUAAGUCAAGGGUCGACUCAAUUUAUUUCAAAUAAGAUGUAUACAUAUAUUUAAGUCCACCCCAUACACAAAUGUGAGUAUAUAGUGUGUACAAUGCAUCCGGCGCUUUUUUAUGUUACACAGCCUCAUUCCAAAAAUGGAAUAAUUUCAUUUUUGUCCUCAAAAUUCUACACACAAUACCUCAUAAUGGCAAUGUGAAAAUGUUUUUAUUUAAGAAUUUUUUGCACUAAGAAAUCCCAUGUGCAUAAGUAUGUACAGCCUUUGCCAUGAAGCUCAAAACAUCAUUGAGAUGUUCCUACAGCUUAAUUGGAGUCCACCUGUGGUGAAUUCUGUUGUUUGGACAUGGUUUCAAGGCAGAGCACAAACCAAGAAUGAAGUUGAAGGAAUUGUCUGUAGACCUCCGAGGCACGAAUCUGGGGAAGGGUACAGAAACAUAUCUGCUGUCUUGAAGGUCCUAAUGAGCCUCCAUCAUCCGUUAAUGGGAGAAGUUUGGAACCACCAGGACUCUUCCAAGAGCUGGCCGACCGUCUAAACCGUGAAGGGCCCUAGUCAGGGAGGUGACCAAGAACCUGAUGGUCACUCUGUCAGACCUACAUCAUUCCUCUCUGUGGAGAGAGGAGAACCUUCCAGAAGGACAACCAUCUCUGCAGCAAUCCACCAAUCAGGCCUUUAUGUUUAGAGUGGCCAAACGGAAACCAUUUCAUAGUAAAAAGUUUGCCAAACUGCACCUGAAAGACUCUCAGACCAAGAGAAACAAAAUGAUCUGGUCUGAUGAGACAAAGAUUGAACUCUUUGGCGUCACCAGGCCAAUACCAUCCCUGGUGGCAGCAUCAUGCAGUGGGGAUGGUUUUCAGCGGCAGGAACCGGGGGACUAGUCAGGAUAGAGGGAAAGAUGAAUGCAGCAAUGUACAGAGACAUCCUGGAUGAAAACCUGCUCCAGAGCCCUCUUGAACUAGGACUGGGGUGACGGUUCAUCUUUCAGCAGGACAACGACCCUAAGCACACAGCCAAGACAUCAAAGGAAUGGCUUCAGGUCAAGUCUGUAGAUGUCCUUGAGUGUCCCAGCCACAGCCCAGACUUGAAUCCCAUUGAACAUCUCUGGAAUGAUCUGAAAAUUGCCCAGCCUGAUGGAGCUUGGAGGUGCUGCAACAGAACAAAAAUAAACAAAGAUAGGUGUGCUAUCAUGACCCGUGGCCCGGAUCAUGUUUUGCUUAGUCAUGUUCUGUUAGUUUUGGACUCCCUGAGUUCCUGUUUUGUGCACCUCUGGGUUUGUUUUGGUUGCCAUGGGUACUGAUUGGGUUCACCUGCCUCUGGUUAGUGUUCGGCACGUUCACCUGCUACCGAGCACUAAUCAGAGAGCUACUUAUUCACGUUUCUCGCCAUGCUCAGUCUGGCUUCGUUGUUUGCUGUAUGAAACAGUUGUUUUCUAGCUAAGGAUUCCUGUGCUAAGUUCUGGUUCCUUAGCUUCCCGUGCGAUCGGCACGCUUUCCUUUUGUCUGUUUCCUGUCUUUUUGUAAAGUGUAGGAUUCAUGACAAUAAAUCCUAUUCCUACCUUCACGCUUUCGUCCGGAGUUGUCCGUCUUGCAUCUUGGAAGAACGACCCCGCAGUAAGAAGCGACCCCCACGCUAAGCUUGUGGCAUUGCGUUCAAAAGGACUUGAGGCCGUGAUUGCUGCCAAAGGUGCAUCAACAAAGUAUUGCGCAAAGGCUGUGAAUACUUAUGUACAAGUUUUUUUAUUUUCAAUGUGUGCGUGUGUGUGUGUUACGGACAGCAAAGCCCUGUCUGUCUGUUAUUUCACUUUACCUUUUUCUGUGUUGAUUGAGCUGUGUUGAAGCAGCAAAAAGGGGCGGUUUAGCUCGGUUGGUAGAGCGGCUGUGCCAGCAACUUGUGGGUUCCAGGUUCGAUCCCCGCUUCCGCCAUCCUAGUCACUUCCGUUGUGUCCUUGGGCAAGACGCUUUACCCACCUGCUCCCAGUGCCACCCACACUGGUUUAAAUGUAACUUAGAUAAUGGGUUUCACUAUGUAAAGCGCUUUGAGUCACUAGAGAAAAGCGCUAUAUAAAUAUAAUUCACUUCACUUCAAAAAAGGACAUUAUGUUAAAUGAAGAGUUUCUGUCUCUGAUAGUUGAUAUAAUAAUGUAAAUGCAUCAUUAAGCCUACAUUAACUCCAUGGUGUUCAGGGAUGAAUAGUCUCUCCUAUUGCUAUUGUACUAUUUUUUCAGCUAUACCUUAUUUUUCGGAUUAUAAAUUGCUCCGGAGUAUAAAUCGCACCGGCCGAAAAUGCAUAAUAAAGAAUGAAAAAACAUAUAUAAGUCGCACUGGAGUAUAAGUCACAUUUUUGGGGGAAAUUUAUUUGAUCGGUAGGUUGGAGUUCAAAUCCCAGCCGAGUCAUACCAAGACCCGUUUCCUCCCUGCUUGGCACUCUGCAUCAAGGGUUGGAGUUGGGGGUUAAAUCACCAAAAUGAUUCCCGGGCGCGGCGCCGCUGCUGCCCACUGCUCCCAAAGGGGGAUGGGUCAAAUGCAGAGGACACAUUUCACCACAUCUAGUGUGUGUGUGACAAUCAUUGGUACUUUAAUCUUAAUCUUAAUAAAACCCAACACCAAGAAUAGACAUUUGAAAGGCAAUUUAAAAUAAAUAAAGAAUAGUGAACAACAGGCUGAAUAAGUGUACGUUAUAUGAGGCAUAAAUAACCAACUGAGAACGUGCCUGGUAUGUUAACGUAACAUAUUAUGGUAAGAGUCAUUCAAAUAACUAUAACAUAUAGAACAUGCUAUAUGUUUACCAAACAAUCUGUCACUCCUAAUCGCUAAAUCCCAUGAAAUCUUAUACGUCUAGUCUCUUACGUAAAUGAGCUAAAUAAUAUUAUUUGAUAUUUUACGGUAAUGUGUUAAUAAUUUCACACAUAAGUCGCUCCUGAGUAUAAGUCGCACCCCCGGCCAAACUAUGAAAAAAAUUGCGACUUAUAGUCCGAAAAAUACGGUAUUUAAAAAAAAUAAAAAAUGUUUUCACAUUGCCACUGUUGGGUAUUGUGUGUAGAAUUUUGAGGACCCAAAAAAUUAUUUUGGGAAUUCUGGAAUAAGGCCGUAACAUAUCAAAAAUGUGGAGAAAGGGAAGCGCUGUAAAAACGUUCCGCAUGCACUGUAUUCUGUAUACUUAUAAAGAAAUGACAUAAUAGAAAGGCCAAACUGCAACACUAUAACAUUCUUGUCUACGAAAGCUAAAAAUGUUUGUGGCUUCUGCAACAACGCUGUGAGCAAACUGGAUGCAUGUUACGCAUCAUACUGUCUGCUGUACAGCACAGUAGAGGCCUUUUAAAAGACAUUCUGCUCAAAACAUUGCAUUGCUCAAGGGGAUCAACACUUUUAUCAAACUGAACAGUGAGUGAAUGUUAUAUUUGCUGGUACCGUUGUUAAAAACAUGCACACAAAAAGAAAGAUUUGCAUUGAGAGCAAAUGAGGAAAAACAAACCACUUGUGCUUUGCUGUGUUCUAUGCUAUUCAUACUGUAUUGUGCCUCGAGUGACUGCUUGACUGUGCAGUGUUAGCCACUAAUCAUCUACCUUCAUGUAAGUGCUGGCAGAUAAACAAACCAUCACCCAUACAGCAUUUAACAAUGUGUAUUUAUAAUAGAGGCCAGCAGGAGGCACUGUUUACACGCUGCAUGUAAUGUACUUUCAAUGAAGAUGUUAAAAGUUUACUGCUUGCAUCACAAUAAAGUCACAUCAAGCUAUGGAUGCUUUUUUUUUU